Molecule: messenger RNA, 1698 nt
Organism: Cadophora gregata
Lineage: Eukaryota; Fungi; Ascomycota; Leotiomycetes; Helotiales; Ploettnerulaceae
Exons: 2
Coding region: 81-1568 (495 amino acids)
Source: RefSeq, a predicted model, not a curated record
CUGCUAUAAAGCACACCUAUCCUGGCUGCUGUCAACAAAGAGAUGUCUGCAUCUGAAGUUUCAAGAUCUCGAAUACGAUUAUGGCUCCAUCCCUGGAAGCAUUGUCCGAGGAACUCCUCGUCCGCAUCAUCUCUCUCACACCCCGACAUGCUCUGCACGCUGUUGCUCUCACGUCCCGAACACUUAACCGCCUCGCAACUCCCGCCUUGUACUCCAACAUCGAUCUCGAAGGCUCCAACGGUGCAUCUGGAACCAAGUUUCUCAUCCCUUUAACUUACCAUCUUCUCAAAAAUACCAGUCUGGCGGCCAUGGUCCAGACCUUCGCCAUGCGCGAUAUGUUCAGUUCCGAGGAUGAAGGCGACCUCGUGCCCCUCUGUGAAGGGCGAGAUUCCAAUUCCAGAAAGGGGGGGCCAGACGACCAAAUGGAUGUAGACUCUCUGCUUAUGAAGGCCGUUGCUGAUGUAGAGGAUGCAAAAGAGGAGGAAAAAUUAUUCAAGAUUGUCUUAGAGGGAAGUGAUGAAGGUUUGAUCAUCGCACUUCUAAUUUCAAAACUGCCAAACUUGAGGAGAUUGCAAAUUGUUGGAGACAUGAUGGAUGCCCAGGAAAGGAUUCUACAUUUCAUACAGAGGAUAUCAAGACGAGAUACGCCGUUCGAUAAGAAGCCAGUGUUGACGAAGUUGACAGACGUUCUGAUAAGUGGCUGGGAUGAGAAAUACCCCAACCCACCCGACAUGAUUGGCGCUUAUAUGGAACUACCAUCGAUUCGCCGUGUCCAUUGUUAUCAACUCGGAAAUAACGAGCAGGAUGCAGUGACGGAAAGCCUUGGUACGCUUGGAAUAGCUACGUCGCCGGUCGAGGAGCUUGAACUGCGGGGAUCCCAACUCUAUGCUGCAGACCUUGACAAAAUCUUGAAGUCGUGUCGCAAUCUCAAGACGUUCAUCUAUGAGGUCGGUCAUGCAUGGGCUUGGUAUACCGUGCGAACAUCUGAUAUUAUGGAUUCGAUGAAGGCCGUUGAAAAAACGCUCGAGAAUCUGGUGCUCGAUCACUCUGAGUACAUUGGUGACGCUGCUGAAGACAUCGACCAUUUGAGUGCUCUAUCGCUGGCUGCGUUCGAUAAACUGAGAUAUUUGAAGAUCUCGGCGAUGUUUUUGGGAGGUUUCAAAAAGGAAGUAAAAUAUGAUUUGGGGCGAACCUUCCCAGCUUCGUUGGAGGAGUUGCAUGUUACAUAUGUGGGAGAUCAAACUUACUGCCCGUCAUGGAUCCCAGCUGCGCUACAGGAUGUCAUUGAAAGAAAAGAGACUGUGUUCCCAGCGAUGAUGAAGUUGACUUUACAAGGAGCGUUCUUGACAAAUGCAGAUCGCUUGGAUGCAAUUAAGGCGCUUGUUCAAACGGCGAGAAAGAAGGGCGUGGAAAUUGUGAUCCUGGCUGAAGAUGGGGAUACGACUGAUGCAUGGGAUAGGGUACACGAGCGGGGCUACGGACUCCAUGGUGAGAUAGAGUGGAGUGGUUAUCGAUCAGAUAUGAUACCCGAUUUGGUUGUCGUGGAUGUUGAGGGUCGUGGGUGGUGAAGUGACCUUGGAUUGAGGGGAGGACCUGGCUGCGGGGCGUUUUGUUGUUGGGCAAGCCUCUGGAUUGGAGAUAGCGGAUUUCAAAAAAUUAGAUAUAGUGACUAGAUCUUCAAAGUCUGAUUUGCCAUCA